Messenger RNA from Manihot esculenta (cassava), 1654 nucleotides. Its product is annotated as receptor-like protein 13. Gene Ontology annotation, molecular function: protein binding. NCBI's taxonomy places the organism in Eukaryota, Viridiplantae, Streptophyta, Magnoliopsida, Malpighiales, Euphorbiaceae. Bases 644 to 1528 code for a protein of 294 amino acids. The record is from RefSeq and is a predicted model, not a curated record. The transcript has 9 exons.
GUUUUUCUUCGUAGCUUUGUUCGUUUCCCUUCCUUUCCUUUCUCCUCCCAAUUUAUAUCUCUUUUAUCGGCCAUUGUUUUGCCCUAUGCUUCCUAUUUUCCUUCAAUUCCUGCGGUUCAGUUUUCCUUCGUUUGAUUUGAGAAUGCACAGGUGCCGAGUGGUGGAUUCAACACUUCGGGAACUCUUUUUCCCUUCCAAGUCGGGUGCCAUUUAUCAGUUGUAAAAAUUAUGAAUUCCUUGGUUCUAUGCCAUGGAUGAUUGUGCUGUUCAGUUUGGAUUUGGAAUUCUUUUGAGGAUGCUGGUAGCCCUGUGCUUAUACUGUCAUCUAAUUCCGAAGUGGGUUAGUACAGAUGGUGCCAUUCAUGCUUCAUAAACAUCAUUUCCCUUGGUUGCUCCAUUAUUAGGCGUGAUUUAUGGUGGAGAGCUGGUGAGUAUUUUUCUAAUGUUGAUGGGAUGCUUCUUCUCUAAUGUGAUUAUCAGAAAAAGACGAGAAGCAUCUUAAAUUGAAUCAUGUCUCCAGAAUUAUAUAUGGAGUUAUGGACGACAUACUUGCUCUAUUGCUGUAAGAGGAUUGCUUACACUCAUCAAUGGCUUUGAGUUGAUUGGAUGCCUUCACUUCACUUCACAGGGGAAGGAGUGGUGGAUGGGAGCAUCGCAUUUCCAAAUGGAGUUGGCUAACAUAGCAAAGUGCUUAUUGUUGGGUGUUGUGAUUCUGUGGAUUCAAAUCCAUGGAAACAAAGGUUGCUUUGAAGAAGAGAGAUUGGCUCUCUUAGAUUUCAAGGCAUUUGUUGGAUCAAAUGGGUUUGACGCAGACUAUAUUCUUCCUUCAUGGAUUGAUGAUCCAACCAGCAAUUGUUGUCAAUGGGAGCGUGUCAUGUGCAACUCAACUACAGGUCACGUGAUUGAACUCUCGCUCAACAAUACACAACAAUAUGAUAUGGAGAGUUUUAGGGAGAGUUAUUCAUUUUAUCAUGAUGAAAAUAUUUGGUAUGUAAACUUGUCGAUGUUUCAGCAACUGAAAGAACUCAAAACUCUUAAUUUAUCCUACAAUCAUUUUUAUUGUUCCAUUGAUGACCAAGGUUGUGAAAGAUUAUCAAAACUGAAGAAGCUUGAAGUUUUAGACCUGACUUCGAAUAGAUUCAAUAAUAUCAUUUUAUCAUCGUUGGGGGCUCUUAUAUCAUUGAAGACUUUGAUUCUUAGCGACAAUAGAAUGGAAGGUUCUUUUCCUAUACAAGGCUUUCAAAGAUUAGAGGAGUUGGACAUUAGUGGGAAUAGUUUCAAUAAUAGCAUCUUAUUAUCAUUGGCCGCUCGUCCAUCACUCAACACUUUGAUUCUCGCUUACAAUUACAUGGAAGGUUCAUUUCCUAAUCAAGGUUUUGAAAGAUUGGAGAAGUUAGACAUUAGUGGGAAUAGAUUCAAUAAAAGCAUAUUAUCAUCAUUGGGAGCUCUUACAUCACUCAACACUUUAAUUCUUAGGGAGAUGUAUGAUAUGAAUGGUUCAUUUCCUAUCCAAGGUAUGUUUGAUUAAUCUUGGAUUUGUUUUCCUUACAUUCAUUAUAUUACAACAUUCUAUUUCAUUCUACCACAAUAUUCUGCAGAAUUAAAGAAUUUGAAAAAUUUAACAUUCUUGGAUAUAAGUGUUAAUAAUUUCAAU